Apis florea (little honeybee) is the source of this 745-nucleotide messenger RNA. RefSeq names its product ATP synthase subunit C lysine N-methyltransferase. Gene Ontology annotation, biological process: regulation of mitochondrial ATP synthesis coupled proton transport; positive regulation of proton-transporting ATP synthase activity, rotational mechanism; peptidyl-lysine trimethylation. The record is from RefSeq and is a predicted model, not a curated record. NCBI's taxonomy places the organism in Eukaryota, Metazoa, Arthropoda, Insecta, Hymenoptera, Apidae. Gene Ontology annotation, molecular function: protein-lysine N-methyltransferase activity. Gene Ontology annotation, cellular component: mitochondrion.
UCAAUCUAAUAUAUCUUAAAAAUUAUAAAUUAUACAUUGAUAGUUGAUAUUAUUUCCAGAAAUAAACAAGAAAUUGCUUAUAUAUAUUAAAUAUACAAGAUGUCAGAGGUUAAUGGAAUAAAUUACAUCGUAAGUAGUAACGUUAAUUCAUCGCAAAAAGUAUCGCAAACAUCAAAACUUGGCUUAUAUCUUAUCGGUAUAACAGGAGGCAUUGCAACUGCUAUUAGUGUAGUAUGUUUUUCAUUUGUCAGUCCCGCACUUCGUAAAAUAUGUUUGCCUUUUGUACCAGCAACAUCUCAACAGAUACAUAAUGUAUUAAAAGCUUUAGAAGGACGUUCUGGUUCUUUGAUUGAUCUUGGAAGUGGAGAUGGACGAAUAGUUUUUGCAACAGCUAAAGCAGGUUUUAAAGCUUAUGGAAUUGAAUUGAAUCUUUGGUUGGUAUGGUACUCUAGAUUAAAAGCUUUAAUCACAAGAUCAUCUUUACAGACAACAUUUAUCAAACAAAAUUUAUGGAAACAUAAUUUAAAAAGAUAUAAUAAUAUUGUUUUAUUUGGUGUUGAUCAAAUGAUGAAAGAUAUUGAAAUAAAAUUUAUUAAAGAAUUACAAGAAGAUUGUAUAAUAAUUGCUUGUAGAUUUCCACUUCCUACUAUGACUGAAAUUAAGAUUAUUGGUGAAGGUAAUGAUACUGUUUGGGUAUAUAAGAUUUCAAAAAAAUUACAAUAAUAAAAUUAGAUAUCAAUUGAAA